GGCGGGAAGGGGUGAGGAGAGCGGCGGGCCGGGCGGGCGGGAGGUGCGGCCUGCCUCCGGCCGUGGAGCCCGCACGCGUGGGGUUUCCCCACUAGGAAGGGCUGAAGACCGUCCAUGAGUGGCUGCGUGUUACUAAAAUUGCGCGUGAUACGAGGCGAGAGCGGGCGCGUCUUUGUCCAUCGUUACUCUGUAGGGCCGGUGCUCCCGGGGCCGGUCUGCGCCAUCGGUGCGAGAUGGAUUUCACGCAUCAGCUGGAGCUGUUCCCCGGCUGCAGCGUGACUCUCCUCCUCUUCGACCACGUGAAAAAUGCCGCUGCGCUGAGGAAAAAAGCCAUGGAAGGAUCCAUUGAAGGAGCGUUAAUAAACCCUGCAAUGAUUGUAGAUCCUUUUCAAAUUCUUGUGGCGGCCAACAAAGCAGUUCAUCUACACAAGAUAGGUAAAAUGAAGACCAGAACUCUCUAUGCAGAAAUUAUUUUCAGCCUUUCACCAAACAACAAUAUUUCAGAUGCAUUUAAAAAGUUUGGCAUUUCAGACAGUGAUACAGCAGUACUCGUUGUUCUGGUUGUGGACAGAGAAAAAACUGUAAAUCUGGAAGAUAUAGCAUCUCAGGUAGAAGGCCAACAGGUUUCUCUAGAUGAACUCCCCCAACUAACAGACGCUGCCAAAGUUAAGAAGAUGUACAAAGUUACUCCACAGGAAGAAAAAAUCGGCACCUUAUUGGAUAGUAUUGUUUGCAGAAUGUCAACAAAAGAUGUUCUUUGAAAAUGUGGAAAUAAAUUUUUUUUUAAGGAAAAAGAGGGCUUUUUAAGUUGUAAAAACACUCCAUUGCAAUUCAUUCUGCAUUUCGGAGAAAGUGCUGUAAUACUGAGUAGUUUGAUAACACCUGAGCUUUAACCAUAAAUGAGUAAGCUUGGACAGGGGGGUAAUCUGAGCUGUGUUCUAAGCACAGAGAGCAAUUCUGCUGUGCAAAGCAGAAUUUGCCAUUGGCAUUUCUGUCCAUUUCUUAACAAGAAAAAAUCACUUUUGCCGGUACCUUAAGUUGAUCAUAAACAGAAGGCUUGGAAAUCUGUACUUACUUUUCUGUUUCAUCAAAUGUUUUACGAGUCCCAGAUAGGAUUCAAACAUUGUAAACCAUUUUUAUUAACCGUCCCCUGAUUUGUUUUGUUUUGGCACCCCUGAUGGAUGAUAUCCUUUUAACGAUACUGCUGCCGGAAAAGGUGUCUCUAUGGCACAAAGUAUUGCUGGUGGACUAGAAAAAGGAAAAUUUCCAUAAACUAUCAGCAGCAUCUCCCUCUUUCUGCUAAUGGGAUAGAGUCGCUGCCUACCCUUUGGGAGCGUGAAGGGGCAGGAGGGGCACCAUGGCAGCCAGUGGUGGCAGCGGCAUGGAGCAGGGGCAUCAGAGAUGGAGAUGGAGAACAAUGAAUAAGGUCAGUAUGGCUACGGUAGUGGUAGCAACUGACAAUCCGAUGUCAUCGGAUGCAGCGUACUGCUGAGGUACUGGUGUGUUGCUGUGGUACUUCUGUGUUGGCGUUAAAGGGUAAUGGGAGGUGCUUUUACUUUAUGACACUGAAUUAUGCAUGGUGAUGCUGACUUUCUAGGGUCUAGUUCCAGGUGCAGAAUUCACAGAGAAAUUUGCGCCAUAGAUUUAUUCACUUGUCAGUACAACUUACAUAGCAUACUGAAAGGAUCAUUGAACUUGUUUUGUUGAACCAGUGUUAGGAAAGGACAUCAAAGGGAACUAAAAAGAAUAUUGAUUUCCAAUAGUCACCAAGUCCAACAGCCCUGCAUGAGUAUAAUUUAAUCAUAUGCAGGCAUCCUGUUUAAGAAAAAUUACUGUCCUAAUUAGGUAGAAAUCCAUACUGUUUGUUAUUGUUAUGCUGUAUUGUUUUUCUGGGACGUGUAUAAAACUGUAUAGCUGUCUGCAUUUUGGGUUUUUUUCCCCCAAAUAUUCUCUGAGGUAUUACAAUUCAUGUACUUAUAAGAUACUUGGAAGAGUAUGGCCCAGAUUCUUACAGAUAGUGUUUGGGAAAACAAAAUGUAUUUUGGGGAAGAGGCAAGUCUGAGUUAGAGUUGAAGUGUUACCCACUACAUUAAACAGACUAGUAAACUGAUAUAUAGACCUA
Aquila chrysaetos chrysaetos is the source of this 2122-nucleotide messenger RNA. It is a transcript of the gene TPRKB, whose product is annotated as TP53RK binding protein. Gene Ontology annotation, cellular component: EKC/KEOPS complex; cytosol; nucleus. NCBI's taxonomy places the organism in Eukaryota, Metazoa, Chordata, Aves, Accipitriformes, Accipitridae. The record is from RefSeq and is a predicted model, not a curated record. Bases 234 to 761 code for a protein of 175 amino acids. Gene Ontology annotation, biological process: telomere maintenance via recombination; tRNA threonylcarbamoyladenosine modification. The transcript has 4 exons.